Carica papaya (papaya) is the source of this 810-nucleotide messenger RNA. RefSeq names its product latex serine proteinase inhibitor. The record is from RefSeq and is a predicted model, not a curated record. Gene Ontology annotation, molecular function: endopeptidase inhibitor activity. NCBI's taxonomy places the organism in Eukaryota, Viridiplantae, Streptophyta, Magnoliopsida, Brassicales, Caricaceae.
GACACUAAUUUUCUGUACCUAGGAAAAAAAGAACAAAAUCAAAAUGAAUACCACAAAAUCAGCUUUACUAGCUAUGUUUUUUCUUCUAUUUAUAAUUUUCACAAUAAAACCAUCAUUUGGAUACGUUGCACCUAAACCAAUAGUUGACAUUGAUGGCAAGCCUGUCCUCUACGGGGUUGACUACUUUGUGGUGUCAGCAAUUUGGGGAGCUGGUGGUGGUGGACUCACCGUUUAUGGCCCUGGAAAUAAAAAAAAAUGUCCUCUGAGUGUGGUACAAGAUCCGUUCGAUAACGGUGAGCCAAUAAUAUUUUCAGCAAUAAAAAAUGUUAAAGAUAAUAUUGUUCGUGAAUCUGUUGAUUUAAAUGUUAAGUUUAAUAUUACCAUAAAUUGUAAUGAGACAACUGCAUGGAAAGUUGAUCGUUUUCCAGGAGUGAUUGGAUGGACGGUGACGCUUGGAGGAGAAAAAGGUUAUCAUGGUUUUGAAAGUACACAUAGCAUGUUUAAGAUCAAGAAAGCUGGGCUUCCAUUUUCGUAUAAAUUUCAUUUUUGCCCUUCAUACCCUCGUACACGUUUAAUUCCUUGCAAUAAUGUGGAUAUUUUUUUCGACAAAUAUAGAAUUAGGCGUCUAAUCCUUACGAAUGACGCAAAAGAAUUUGUUUUCAUAAAAACAAAUAGGUUUAUGAAUUAUCCAAAUAUUGUGAUAUGACGUUGUAAUAUCACUAGUUAUGGUUAUAUGCAUGUUAAGCUUGACCCUGUUCUAAAAUAAAUGUUGUAAUGUACUUAUGAUAUUCUACUUGGAUGAAUAAAUAU